AGCAAGCUAAUUACCCUAGCUUCCGUUAUAAAUACUCGUCCAGUAUCUCAUGCGCCGUCAGUCUAUUUCCGGCAAUCGAGUGUUUAACAAAACUCACCUGAAAUCAUUAAUUAUACUCCGUAGCUAUUCCCUCGAUCGAUGGCGGCGGAGACACCGUGGACCCCCGAGCGGGUGGAGAAGUACUUGAGCGAACUACCCUCCGGCUACCGGUUCCGGCCGACGGACGGGGAGCUGGUGGUGGAUUACCUGAGAAAAAAGAUUCUUGACCAAACCAUGCCUCCCAAUAGGAUUCGAACCCUCAACAUCUACGAGUCUCGCCCCAUUGAACUUUAUCAGAUGUACAGAGUGACGGCGAAAGAGAACGCGUGCUAUUUCUUCACGACGAGGAAGAAGAAGUACCCUAAUGGGACAAGAACGGCCAGGACCACCGGAAAGGGGUUCUGGAAGUCGACCACCGGCGAUCAGGCGGUGGUGGUGGGGGACACCACCGUGGGUUGGAAGAGGUCGCUUGUGUACCACCAAGGGACCACGCAGGAGAAUGUGAAGACGGAUUGGCUGAUGCAAGAAUAUACGUUGAAUCCUAAUUCUCUUCCGGCCGAUAUGGCUAAUGGGCAGGUGGCUGAUGACUAUGCUUUGGUGAAGAUAUAUCACAAGAACAUGAUGAAGAGCAACUCUUUUGUUAUGGAACCACAAGUACCUCACCAAGAUCUUCUUCCUGAUCACAACCCUGCAGAUCAACUCCUCCCUCCAAAUACUCCCAUAAAGCAUGGUGUUGCUGCAGCGGAUCAACAAUAUUAUAAAACCCUUCUUCAAGAUCCCAGUGCUGCUCAUGAAACUCAUGUGAAUGAUCAUGCUGCAAAUGAUCAACAUCAUCCCGAUCAAGAUGAUAAAGGUAAUGAUGGGAAGAAUUUGAUCCAACAAGAGGCGGAGAAAGAACCCAUUCUUCUAAAUAAUGCAAAUGAGCAACAACCUUUACUCCCGAGUGCUGCUGCAGCUACUACUAGUACUACUACUACUAUGCAUGAAGCUCUUGUAAAGGAUCAUGAUCAAGAUUGUCCUAAUCAAGAUGGUAGUGGUAAUGAUGGGAUGAAUUUCAUUCAACAAGAGGAGAAAGUACCCAUUCUUUCAAUUACUGCAAAUGAUUCUCAUCAUCCUCAGGAUGAUAGUGGUAAUGAUGGGACGACGACGUUGGAUAUGAUCUUGCAAGAGCAACAACCUUUACACUUAAGUGCUGCUGCUACUAGUACUACUAUUACUACGACGCACGAAGCUCGUGUAGAAGAUCAUGCCCAACAUAAAGACAUCCCACGAUGAAGUUCUCUUUUUUUUUACUAAUGAAUUAAUAUUGUGAUUUUUCUAUAUCAUAACUUUUUUCUAUGCGUUACCACCAACUAAUAAAUUUCAUAUGGUGGA
Molecule: messenger RNA, 1413 nt
Organism: Cuscuta campestris
Lineage: Eukaryota; Viridiplantae; Streptophyta; Magnoliopsida; Solanales; Convolvulaceae
Source: the annotation of a GenBank genome assembly